This is a messenger RNA of Coturnix japonica (Japanese quail), 4822 nucleotides long. The record is from RefSeq and is a predicted model, not a curated record. NCBI's taxonomy places the organism in Eukaryota, Metazoa, Chordata, Aves, Galliformes, Phasianidae.
GCUGAGUGCAAUGAUGAUGGGGCUGCAGCCAGGCUGGGGGUCUGGAGCUGUGCAGGGGCUGCAGAGCUGAUGUCCCACAUGUGCUGUCCCACAUUUGUCUCUGAGCCAUGUUGGGGUGUCUGCAGCCCAUGCUCAGCAUGGAGCAGUGAUGCCAAAGAGCAGCUCUCUGCCUUAGGAUGCAUCAAACCUGUGGCUUUGGCUCCUGCACUGAGUGCUUUUGUCCAACGUCGGGUCUCUCAGUCACACGUAGUGCCCUCAAAUUGGUACUUUCCAAAGCUGAAUCAUCCCGGAGAGCCGUGAAAGACACUUUUCUUCUGCUCUACUUUUGAGCCAAUCCAGGAAAGGAAGCUCCCGAGUUUUGAAUACAAAACAGUGAGAAUUGUUUUGUAUCAACACAGCCCGUGUUUAUUUAGAAAGGGAAAAUCCACCGCAGCUCGUCCGUGCCCGCAUGUACGAUCACACGCUCACAGCCGUGCAUUUCUCCCCUCUCUGUUCCUCGCAGUCCGGGACGGGACGUGCUUUGGCCCCGGAGCCGCUCCGUGUGCGUGGGCUCCGCAGGGCGGCGAUACAGAGCGGAGCGGUCGGGCGGUGCGGGACGGGGCGGCGGGGCCGCAUCCUGUGCGGUCUCCCCUCACUCCUCGGCCCGGCACAUCGCCAGCUCCUCCCGGGGUUGCGGGUCGGCCCCACGCGGCCCCACAGCCAGCCGCCAGCCCCCUCCUUCCCCUCCCCCGCGCUCGCACUUUUUCUUCUCUUUCUUUCUUUUUCUUUCUUUUUUUUUUGCCUUUUUCUCACAGCCGCUGUCGGGGGGAGGGAGCAGCCCGUCCUCCGGCUCCGAGCGGGCCAUGGGGCGGGGGGGGGCGACAGUCCCGCAGCAUCCGCGGGCACCGGGACCGCACCGCGGAGCCGCAGCCGCCGAGGAGACCCCGCGGGCUGGAGGCAGAGCCGGACCCCGAGGAAGAACGAGGGAAGGUCCCCCCGGUCGCGCUGCCGCUGCCCGUUAACCAUGGACUCGCAGUCCCUGGAUGCAGCCGUACAGGGUGCCCUCCGUGCCCUCUAUCCACCCUUUGAAGCCACAGCCCCAACAGUGCUGGGCCAGGUGUUCCGCCUGCUGGAGAGCAGCUACAAGGGCGAUGGGCUCUGCUGCCUGCUGGAUUUCCUCAUCCCUGCCAAGCGCCUCUUCGAGCACAUGCGGCGUGCGGCCUGUGCUCCCUACUCCAACUGCAUCUUCCUACAUGAGGGCUGGCCCUUGUGUCUGCAUGAGAAGGUGGUGGUGCACUUGGCACCUCUCAACCCAUUGCUGCUGCGUGCCGGGGACUUCUACCUGCAGGCAGAGCCCUGCCAGGAGCACGCAGCACGCAUCGUCCUCAAGCACCUCUCACCAGACCUGGACAGUGUGCAGGAGACACCCAUCCCCGAGGCUGCCUACGCUCUGCUCUUCACCAACGAGUGGCUGGAGGAGAUUAAUUGCAACCAUGCUGGGUCCCCCCUGCACACCUGCCUGGUGGCCACUGAGAAUGGCGUCACCCCUCUGCCGUGGAGUAAGAUUGCCACGCCAGAGUUUGUGGACAAGCCCAAGGCUGGACCCAGCAGCACACCCAUGGGUGCACCAGGCGGCUCCAGUCCGGAGCCAGCAGCACUGACUGAGCCAGUGGCAUCGAUCACACCCACAGCCCACGGCACGGCAGAGAGCUCGGUGCCCUCCAACAACACUGCUGGCAUCAUCCCAGGCUGCAGGGACAACUGGAAGCCAAACCAGGGGAGGUACCCGGGGCUGAUCAAGGUGGAGCAGGCAGGGCUGAGACAGAACCCGACCACAUUGGCAGUGCCCAGCCUGCAGGAGAUCAUCAGCCAGAACCUGGAGGGGGAAUAUGUUCACCUGCUGCAGCUCUCCCAGCAGGACCUGGGUCUCCUGGCCACAUCCCGCUCUGCAGCAGCACAGCCCUGGGUGGGCUCCUGGCCCUGCAGGGAAGUGCUGAGCCCCCAGGAGGGUCCCUGUACCCCAUGCCAGAGGAGGAGGCUGAGUGUGGAGCCUGGGGCACACGGUCUGAGCUGCCGGCACCGCGACUCCUACCUGGCCGCCCUGCAGAACCCAGUGAGCUUUGGCCCAGCACUGAUGGCGUCCAUCCUGGAGGAGCCCGACAGCUCUGCACCCCCAGCUGAGCCCCCUGUGCUGGGUGGGAGCAGGGCCGGCACCCGCUGCCCCCGCAGGGCUCGUGCUGUGGGGUCAGGAGGGCAGGCAGCGGGGCAGCGUAGCCCCCAUCUCCCCACAGCCCCCACUCGCUCAGAGGCAGUGGGCUUUAGCCACAAGUUCUCCUUUCUGAAGGGCCCUCGGCUCGGGGACAGCACGGGCAACCAACAUGAGGGCGGCUGGAGGAAGGUGUCUGCCAUUUACUCACCCAGGAUGGGCAGAGCCAAGCCGGCUGGGAAAGGUGCAGAUGUGGCAGCUGCAGCCCAUGCAGAGGAACGGCCCCUGCAGAGCAACAUCAGACAGAACAGCCCCUCCGUGCCCUGGCAGGAGCUGCACACUGGGCUGCUGCACUCAGGCAUCAUCUGCCUGCCAGGUGGCACCGACAAGCUGGGCAGGGCUGUCCUGCAGGUGACCACCAGCAGCAGCGCCUGGGGGACAACGUGGUGCUCGGCUGCUGAGCUGGUGAGGCUACUGCUCUGCCUCUGCUCCCUCCCAAGGAAGGAUGCAAAGGACAGCGGGCUGACAGCUGUGGUGGAUGCCAGGAAGCAGCCUCCCUCUCCCACCCUGUUCUCUGCUCUCCGCUCCAUCCAGAGCAUCUCACCAGGCUGCAUCCACACUGUGCUGCUGCUGGCUGAGAAGGAGCCAUCUGCUCCCCGUGAGAAGCUGCGUGGGCUGCAGGUGGAGACACUGACAUCAUUGAAGGCUCUGGGCCGCUUCAUUGACAGCUCCCAGGUGACGGCGGAGCUGGAGGGCACCUUCCCCUACUGCCACGGCGAGUGGGUGCAAUUCUUCCAGAGGUUGCAGCCCUUCACCUCCAGCCUCGGGCGGGCACUGGAGCUUCUGCAGAGCUGCAUCCAGGAGCUUCAGAGCACUGACGGUGCAGCAGGGCUGCAGGAUGCGGCCACAGGAAUCCAGAGGCACCAGGAGCUGAUGCACAAGGUGCUGAGCGACCCGCAGCUGGUGUGUCUGCAGCGGGAGGGGGGGGCCGUGCUGGCCCGGCUGCGCAGGGAUGCUGCCCGGCUCCGCAAUUCACCCCAUGUCAGGGCCGGCAUGGAUGCAGCCGAGGAGCGUUACUCGCGGCUGGAGGAGGAGCUGCACCUCCUGGUAUCUCUGUCCAACAGCCGCCUGGAGCGGCUCGGUGCCCUGCAGAAGGUGCGGGAGCUGGAGGCCGAGCUGGGCCAGCUCAGACAGUGGCUGGAUGGGGAGGGAGCAGCACGACUACGUGAGAUGGGAGCUGAGGAGUGCAGCCCUGACAGCUGGGAGAGCUUCACACAGCGCUGGAGUCAAUUCCUGCUGCAGGCAGAGGCCCAGCACCGGCACGGCCUGGCGCUGUGUCAGCAGGCAGACAAGCUGAAGGAUUCCGUGUCCCCCGAGGCUGAACCCCUGCAGGCAGCCGUGACCUUAUUCCGGAUGAAGCUGAUGAGCUUCCAGCAGCGCAUGGAGCGGCGGCAGGCAGAGCUGGAGCUGCUGCACGAGCUGCAUCAGUUCUCCAGCAAGAUCACAUGUUUGAACGCGGGCUGCAGGCAGUGCUCGGUGCAGGCGAAGCACGGAGGGGGCUCUGCGGGGCGGCCCGAAGCUCUGCAGAGCCUGGAGAGCUCCUUCCAGAGGCUGUCGGUGGAGUUUUCCACGGAGAAAUUGCAAGAGAUGCGGGUGCAGCUGCGCAGGAUGCAGAGCAGCAACGGGACGGGAGCCUGGACGGCAGCGUGGCACAGAUACCAGGAGACACGGCGCAGCCUGGAGGCGAUGCUGGCCGAGAUGUGGGAGGGGUCUGCAGCCUCCGAUCCUGGCCACGGGGCCGUGCAGGCUCCGGGACAGCCGUCAGCCAGCAGCUCUUGUGGCCGUGCCGUGAGCACGGAGCAUUGCGAUGCCGCCCGCUCAGCUCCGAGCUCCCCACGGCCUCGCUGCAGCUCCCUCCCUACACGAACCCCAGCACGCAGCAAGAGGAACCCAGCCCAGUUCUGCAGCCCGACCCACCGCGCGUCCCCCUCCCCACCGUGUGCCCCCCUUUGCAAUGAGCCCCCAGCUCAUCCCCGAGGUGAUGCCGCUCAGUACUUCCAGGUCUCCAGCCACAGCAGCUUCUCCUCUGAGGACUCAGACACACAAAACUCAGCCGAGGAAACCCCAGUCCCAGCUGUGCCCCACGAUAUGGGGCCGCCUGGCAGCCCCAACAAGCCCUCCCCCAUUGUGUACCUGGAGAACCAUCGUGCCACGGGGCUGGGCAGGGCAGACACCAAGUGAAGGUGACCAUUAUGCCUGGGGAUGCUCGGGGAUGUGCCCUGCUCAAGGGUGAGAUGUGGGCACUGCUGCCCAGUGCUCAGAGCCCAUCGGUUUUUCAGUCUUUCAGCAUUUAACGCUCCAUAAAGUAGCCGUAACCCCCCACUUAUGGGCCCUCACCGGGUUAAUUGCUAAUCUGCCAGGCGUGGCAAUGCUCCUGCAAAGUGCAUUUAUCAGCACGGGGUAUGGACAUGCCCCUGUCCCAGCAAUGAGCCAGGGGAUGUAGAGCCCCAUCCAUACCCCUGUAUCAUGGUGCCAUAUCGGUGACAGUGACAAUGGGCACUUUGUUCAGACGCACUCAUUAACGUACCACUAAUUAUAUUAAUGCCAAUAAAGCUCCUGGACGUGGAGCACAGUGGG